Messenger RNA from Salpingoeca rosetta, 3503 nucleotides. RefSeq lists its product as uncharacterized. Lineage: Eukaryota; Choanoflagellata; Craspedida; Salpingoecidae. The transcript has 10 exons. The record is from RefSeq and is a predicted model, not a curated record. Bases 63 to 3503 code for a protein of 1146 amino acids.
CAACCGCUCACUUCCACCAGCAGCGAACCAGCCAACCAGCCCAACCAAGCUCUCAAGGUGACAUGACGGAGCGGCAGGAUGCCCAUGGCGGCGUUCUCGGCACCCACCAACCACAGGUGAUGCUGCGUGUGCAGCAGCAGCAGCAGCAGCAGCAGCAAGUCAGAUCACGCGCGGGAGUCACAGCGGCACCGCCGGCGCUUCCAGAGCGCGGUGUCGAGGAGGGCACUGGCACUGACAUGCAGAGUUGGCGCGCAAUGAACGGCACCGACAGCGCCGCACCACCGCACGUCCCUCAGCACGCGUCCUCCAGCAACAACAACGACAACAGCAGAACCGGCCGUCUCAGGCGCACGGAGGCUGAUGUGCGCUUCGCAGCGUCGCGUGCCUGCAAGCAUUUUGGAAGUGGCCGGCAGCACGUUUCCACCGAAGACAUGGAAUCGUGGCUGCCAAAAAGGGCGCGAACCACAAUGCGACUGCCAGACCAGUCGACGUCGGCGGCAUCGUCGUCGCCGCACGAAUCGCAGGGUUUGCAAGACCAUCCGCCGUCGCAGCCGCCGCAGCCGCCGCUGUCAUGGUCGUCAUCAUCAAACGGGCCAAGCCCUUCAGGUCAAUCGAAGCAGCGCCACCACAGACAUUCGGGGCGGCAUGCCUCUCACAGCAGCGGCAGCCGCUCCAGCCAACGCCAGCGCCAGGGCCAUCGCCAUCGCCACAAAUCGGCUGACACCGACGCUGGAAACGACGUCAACUUGUCUGCGAACCACGACAAGCACUACAAGCACGACCGCCACCGCAGCAGCCACCGUCGUCACAACCAUCGCAGCAGCAAUAGCAGCGAUGGCCGUAGGCGCCACCGCAGACAGCACGGCGACACCAACGACGAGCGUGCAAACCAUAAACAUCACAGCCACAGAAGCCACAGGAGUCGCAGCCGCAGCCGCAACUCUCGUGCUCCUGAUCGUGACGGCAGCAGCAGCCCAGACAGGUCAGCAGGAAGCCCCCAUGCGCUCACCGACCACAACCGCGGUGCGCACAAGGACCGGUCAGGGCGUUAUGGUCGAAGCAGUCGUCGUCCCAUGUCGUCCGUGUCAAUGUCCGUGUCGCCAGACUCAGAACCAGAGCACGAGCAGCCCGAGCGGUACACCAGCCACCCACCGCCUUUUCUGCCGCACCAUCCACCCGGGGACACGCAGGCGCACACACCAGCACUGGUCCCCCAGCCGCCCUUUGCAUCAAGCGCCACAAGUGCCACAGGCAUGCCGGCGAUGUCGAUGCACUUGCCACCAACGCCCUCGCCAGCACGAGCGCUGCCGUUGCAGGCGCCCUUUCUGAUGCCCGCGUGCUUCCCACGCCCACCGUUUGGGCCGCGCUUUCGUCCGAACGUGUUUUCCACGGCUGGGCCUCGCAUGGGCAUGAUGCCGUGGAAUUCAGCACCUUACACCUUCCACGGCUCACCCCCUACACCCGCAACGACGCCCACACCAAACAUUCAUCACAUGUUCAACGACCAAGCAGCAACAACAGCAGAUACAGCCAUCGACCCCAACAGCACGAAGCGCCGUAAGGAGCAGCGGUGGCCAGGGCCAGGGGAGCACGUUUGUGUGCUGUGCGGGCGGCUUGGUGCAUAUGUCUGCCGGGAGACCGGCAACCGUGUGUGCAGCCAGGAAUGCAAAAGGAAACAACUGCCGUUGACAGCCAGCGCCACAGGAACACCACUCCACCCACAACAGCUCUCCUCUCCACCGCCUCCACCGCCGCGGCCACCACCACCGUCGGGAACACCACCACCGUCGGGAUCACCACGCCACGACAGGCCGCACCACAGCCAUCAUGAUCAGCGAACCGACAAGCAGCAUGCACGGAGCCGCAGGCCUAACGGGAGGGGCGUUGGAGCAGACGGGGACAGCGUAGAGGUGACGAAUAUGAAGCAAUCACGACCGUCGCGAGCUGGAGACGAUAAUGAACACCGCAAGCAGGAAUGCAAGGAUGGUGGUGGCGGUGGCGGUGGCAGUAGCCGUGGCGAUAGCAGGGGUGUGACGUACGUGAGUGGAGCAAAACACAAGAGAGGGAGCCGCGAUGAAGAGAGGGUGAAGGAGGUGCAACAGCAACAGCAGCAUGCAAGGGAUGGGCCGAAGACCCCGCCUCAAGAGCACACCGCACAAAAGAAAGCACGCAGAGCAGUGCAGGGUGAAUCAUCCCAGGAACCCACACCAGCGCCGGCCGAGGCGAGUGGAGAAGAGCGCAUACAGCAGCGAGCACGGCGACCAUCCAAAUUGCAGCUGCCGACGGUUGCUGUUGUCCCGCCCCGCUCGUGUUCUCUUGCGCACACCAUGACCUGUGCAGGUGCUGACGGCGACGACGAUACACACAUUGCGUCGGCCAUUCGCAUCGUGUGUAUGGAGUAUCUGUUUGCCGCCUGCAUGCACGGACCAGAAAUCAGCCUGUGGGCCCUCUUUCGCGCUCGGCCGGGCUGCCGUGCGCGUGCCCAUGUGCCGGGUGCACAUCACCUCUUCGUUGGCUGCGUGUCUCCACUCGUCGGUGUUGUGUUCCAGCGCAAUGACGAUUGCGUCGGCAUUUGUCUCUAUUCCGCUGAGCCAUCGGAGCUGCACCCCUUUGCCACCCUCACCCUCGACCCCUGUACUCUUGCUUCACCCUGGCCAGCGUGGGCCCCACAGCGCCAGCACCACACACGUGACGGCGGACAGAGCUCGUGGACGAGCACUCGCAUCGACGCCGCCAACUUUGCCCGCGGUGAUGCGCUUUGCAUUGGACUGGUGGGCUCGUCGUACUGCUGCGUAUGGGAUGUUGACUCCACCCACCUCAUGCGGGUCGUGCGGCUGCCGUGGUCGUCUCUGCCGCCUACCGUCGCUACCAACGACUCCGAAUUGCUCUUUGCAGCCAAACGAUCGUCACACGUCGCCGUUAUGCCCCUUGCAACGAUGACGCCAUCCGUCAUCAGCACGGGAAGCGCAACGCACGUCCGCAUCGCCACCGCCCACCCAACAAACCCAGACCUGUUCCUCACCUUUUUUACUGACGGUGGCGGCGCCGUGCUGUUGGACACAUCCACGUCAUCGGUGAUGCGCGUGCGUGCGCACGGGCUGCGCGUGUGUCCCGUGGCGGUGGCGUGGGCCGGCAGUGGCGAUUGGCUCGCCCUUGCUGUGAAGCACCGCUCUGCUGCUGCUGCUGUGGAUGGCACAAGCAGACAGGAGGUGCACAUUCAAUUGUGGUCCCUCAGCCCGGCCGACGAGGCGACGCCGCCAACACUCACACUCGAGACUUCGGCUGCAUCCGGCGUGCGUGUGGAUGAGGCGACAGCGGUGUCGCUGGACUUGACGUACGACGGACGCCUGGCCGUCAUGAUGGCUGGCGGAACUGUUGCACUGUUCGUCAUGAACGCUGGGCCCACUGCACCCAUCACUGCUGCGCGGAAGACGCCACCGUCAAGCCCUUCCAUGAAGCAGCCACCGCUUCUUAGCUCCCCAGACCUCGAACGCGUUCUCUGA